AUGCCAGGCGUCGGUCGGUUGCUUGCUGCUCUUGUCUUUCCACCUGGCAUUAUUAUGGUCACCUUGACUGGCAUUGAUCUCUGCACAACAUCAUUCAUGUUUACCAGUAUCGCAGUGUUCCAUCAAAGGCUUUCGAUAUGGCGAGCUUUGUUGCAUUGGGUGAUCAGCUUCUUCGGUAAUUUGGCGGGUGCUCUCUUCAUGGUGUGCGUCAUCUUUGGAUAUGGCGGCAGCUUUGACAGCGACCCCUGGAAAACAGCGCUUGCCAACUUUGCGACGACUCGUCAAGUCAAGCCGACCUGGCCGAUGCUUUUUCUUCGCGGUAUAGGCUGCAACUGGCUGGUGUGCUUGGGGUGUUUCUUCGCGAUGCAGGGCCGAGGCUUGGUUGCUAAAGCUGUCGCCCUAUACAUCCCAAUAUUCACCUUCGUUGUUCUGAGCUUUGAUCAUGUUGUUGCCAAUAUGUUCUUCAUACCAAUGUCGAUAUGGGUAGGACAUCCGUCUGUCACGAUUGGGCUAUACAUCUGGAAAGGUAUCCUACCAGUGUUGAUGGGCAACAUUUUGGGCGGCAGUGUGAUGUGUGGUGCUUAUCAUCAUCUGAUGUAUUCGUGGAGGACUCCCGAACACGAGCCAGCAGCACUCUCGCCUAAGUCCGACCUGGAGUCAGGUCUCUCACGACGACCAUCGUCAUUGACAUGCGUGGUCACGGAAACAGGCUCGGCCGCUACUGCACAGAUUGUACCCAAAGACUGA
Molecule: messenger RNA, 747 nt
Organism: Cyphellophora attinorum
Lineage: Eukaryota; Fungi; Ascomycota; Eurotiomycetes; Chaetothyriales; Cyphellophoraceae
Product: putative formate transporter
Exons: 4
Coding region: 1-747 (248 amino acids)
Biological process (GO): nitrite transport; transmembrane transport
Cellular component (GO): membrane
Molecular function (GO): high-affinity secondary active nitrite transmembrane transporter activity
Source: RefSeq, a predicted model, not a curated record